This is a messenger RNA of Penaeus chinensis, 663 nucleotides long. Its product is annotated as calcium-binding protein P-like. Lineage: Eukaryota; Metazoa; Arthropoda; Malacostraca; Decapoda; Penaeidae. The record is from RefSeq and is a predicted model, not a curated record. The coding region runs from base 1 to 663 and encodes 220 amino acids. The transcript has 2 exons.
AUGUUUUGGGUGAUAUUUGGCCUGAUUACCAUUGCCAUCCUCAUCUGCGCCAAGGGGAAGGACUGCUGUGGCAACAACAACAACCCUGGUCGCGUCAUCCAGAGCAACAACGCAGCAACGCAGGUGGUGACUCAGCCUAUCCCGGGGACCGUCCAGUACCCCGGGACAACGGGUUAUGUGGCGGUUACAUCGCAGACCUAUUCUCCCGGGGUGGCCGGUCAGGCAGCGGCGCCCUCGACUUUCCCUGCUCCUGCCGGUGGUUUCUCCGCCAACUAUACUUACACGUCGGGAGAUGGAAAAGGUCCUUUACCCGCGUACCCUGUCUCCACAGCCGGGACAUACCCCCCUGGUACAUACCCCUCUGGUCAAAAUCAAGGUGAUGCCUACCAACCCGGUCAACACCCCCCUGGUUUAUACUCACCUGGUGUCUACCAACCUGGCGCCCCACCAGCUGGUCCAUACCAACCUGGCGCUCCACCAGCUGGUCCAUACCAACCUGGCGCACCUCCAGCUGCUCCAUACCACCCUGGCGCACCACCAGCUGGUCCAUACCCCCCCUCGAAUACCUCAGCUCCCCCGGCAGUUCCCAACCUUACCGCCCCAGAAUAUCAGCCUCCGCCUCCGUUUGCUCCGACAGAGAAGCCUCCUCCUUACUCAUACUAA